AAUGAGAGAGAGAGAGAGAGAGAGAGAAAGAGAGAGAAAGCUGUACAAACACUUUUAUGAUAGAUAAUUUUUUCUUUUCCAUACAGUUUAGAAAUAUCCUUUAAAAUUCCCCAUUUGGGACUCUUGGGAUUUUUGGGACAGAUGAUCUUGAAUUUUUUUUUGUCUCGUGCCUCAUGUCAUGAUGUAUGCUGCGUGGUGAACUGUUAUGGCGGAUUGUAUCGAGUGCAUAGAUGUGUGAUAUAUGUAAAUAAAUAAAUAUUGAAUCAUAUAGCUAAGUGAAAGUGAUAGUGAAGAUACAUAAAAAAAAGUGUAUAUUUUAUUUGGAUAAUUUGUCGGCAAGAUUUAAUCGGCACGAUAAACAUUAACUGAAGAAAUUAUAUAAGAAAGAUACGUAUUACUCCGAAACGAUAAGUACUCCGAUAAUGUCAACAUUUCUGCAAUUCAACUAUCUCAUACAUGAUGAACAUGCUAGAAAAGCGAUAGAGAGCUAUGCAGGAAUUUUGCAGGAAGCAUUUCAGCAAUAUCAAAAUUUGUGGGAAAAUUACAUAAAAUUACAAGAGAAAUAUGAACAGUGCAAUGUACACUCAUCCCAAAUGAAGAUAGAUAAACUUUGCACAGAAAUAAAAGAUGAACCAACAUCUCAAAGACAGUUGAAUAAUAGCACUAUUACACAAGAGGAAAGUAUUUCUUUGUUGGAAUUAGAUACAUUUAAUAUAGAUUCUGUUAAUCUUAAAUCCAAUACUGGAGUCGAAUCUCCUCCACGUCCGAGAGAGUCUCUGUGCAAAGAUACCGAUAAUGAAAGCCCCUCAAAGAGUCCAGUAUUUGCAAGAAAAGGCCUAAGAACUGGCGGCAUUUCUGUAAAGAAAUUCGCAUGUUCACCUGAAGUAGUUUCGAUAAAUAAUAAUUUAACAUCAGACACGAAGACACAUUGUAACUCUGAAAAAGUUUCUUCAGAAUAUAAUCAGAAAUUAGAGAUUAGUACAUCGCAACAUGUAGAAACCACAUUUCUACCAAAUGGAAAAAGAUUGAAGCAAUCUCGCCUAGUAUUUCAUCCAAUCAAGUGUAACGAGAAAAUAAUAUCAUUAAGUGAACAGAAUAAACCAGCCAGUAUAUUGCCAAAGGUAGAACAAGAAUCCAUACAAGAUAUUUCUAUAGUAAAAGCAUCUGUUGCUAUGGAAAAUAAUGCUGCAGAUAUCAAUGAAACUUUUGAGGAUGUAAUAGAAAUCAGUCCUACGCAGAGAAAUAUUACAUCUAAAGUUACAAAUCGUUUAAGACUCAAGAGAAAAACUUUUGCAAAGCAAACAAUAAAAAAUUCUUCAGGUAAAUAUAAAGACCAUGAUUCUGUUUCUAGUAUUACACCAAAAAUAAUGAUAGAUACUAUAGAUUUUGCAUUAUGUUCUUCACCUGAACAUACUUCUAUAGAAAUGGAAGAUGAUAAGUUACUGGUUGGAAACAUGACUAAUACUGUAGUUAAUGCAUUGAAAGAUAAAGUUAAUGUAAGUAAUCUUUCACCAAUAAAAAUAUGUAGCGAGAUCAAUGUUCAAAUUAAAAAAAAAGAUCAAUUGAUAACAAAUAAGGUACAAAUUGCUGAAAAAAAUAAUGGUUUUAUUUAUGAAGAUGAAAGCUUUUAUCUGCCUGACAAGCUAGCUGUAAACAAAAAUGAUACAAAUGAUUUCAAUUUGGAUGAUACGGAGAACAAGCCACCUGUAAAAAAAACAUCAUUGACUAAGUUUAAUAUACUGCUACAGAGAAAGGAAAAUAUUUCAGAGCAGAUUAAUAUGCGAUGCAAAGCUGAUAGAGCAAAACUGAAUGGUUGGGAUUGUUGGGAAUGUGAAGAAUAUUACAAAAAUCUGUUACUGUCGAAGGACGAAUUGCAGAAGCGAAAGAAUCAAUGCUCGCGGCAUCGGCACAAGUACGAGAGACCGAGUACACCAGAAGGAUUUUGGGAUCCAGAAUUUCCUGAGACACUGUCAAGCACAUAUCGGCAAAAUAAAACCUAACAUAUAUGUUACCAUUCAAUCAGAUAAUUGAAUUCUUGAAAAAGAAUGGAGAUGAAAGAAAAAAUCCAGAAUAUAGGAGAUACUUUAAUUGAUUUCAAAAUAAAAGGGUUUGAUUUUAUUUCACAUUAUAUUAUUAAUAAAAAUUGUACUAAUAAUAAAUAUUAAUUAUAUAUGCAUAAAUAUAAACAUACAUGCAUGCAUUUUAUUAUAUUUUCUUUAGUAAAAUUUUAUAAAUUUAAAUAAUGAUCAUAAAAUGCAAUUGCAAUUAUAUAAAUGUAAUAUACGCAUUAAGAGAUUUCAUGGGGAAAGUAUAAAUGCGAUCAUGGCUUGAACAUAGAUCGAUUUAUUAUUUUACAACAUGUAUAUAGUAUUAUAUUUUGGGGGUAACAUAGUAUAGAUUUAUAUAUAUAACUAUAUCAUUUCAUUUUUUUUUUUUAAUAUAUAGAUUCAUCCCUUUACAUAAAAAUAUAGAAUCUGUUUUGUGAGUCGGUACUAAAGAAGGCUAAUCAAACUUAGUUGCAGUGAUCAAGCGAAGUUUGACACAGUUUCAAGGUACAUUAGUGUUUCUGCCCCUUCCGAAAUUCCCUCGAAAAUAAUGUUGUUAAUUAAUUAUAUAGGCUCGCGAAACUUUAAUUCUUAAUAUCAGCUCCGAUAAAUUUCUCGCAACAUCAAAGAUACAUUUAAAACAAAAUAGAUGUUCUCUUAUUUUUUCAAAAAUUAAUUCAUUUCAAUGAAUAGAUGCGUUAUUAAAUAGAUAUGUAUAGAACACAUUUGCGAGAAAAAAUAAAACGAUCGAAUCACAAAAAAAGUUUCGAGUUUCGAAUCGCUAAAGAUAGUAUUAAACCCUGAUAUAAUAUACCUGGAUACUCCAAGCGUGAAUUAUAUAUUUACGUUAUAUAAUCUGCAUCAUUUAUUAUCGUUCAUUAAGCUAUAUGUAAUUCUCCAGCGAACAAUCGCGCACACAUAACACUUUAACUUUAAGACAUCAAGCCAAUUUUCUUACAACAAUUUCGAAAAAUAAAAUGUUGCUUAAAUUACACGAUUAUAUCCGCGCUUCUUGCGCGGAUUGAUGUGAUAAUUUGUGGCUGUUCGAUCGAUCAUCCACGCAUGCUUUAAACAUAAUAACUCUACGAUGCGACGUAACAAAAGCUCGAUAUACAUUUGAUACUUCGAAUAAUCCAAAAAAUUCGUCUGUAUAAAAAAUAAAUAUGUAUACAUAAAAUUUUUUUUAAUAAAUAUGAUAAUAAAACUGUGCUGUUUCAA
Messenger RNA from Cataglyphis hispanica, 3263 nucleotides. RefSeq lists its product as uncharacterized. The transcript has 6 exons. The record is from RefSeq and is a predicted model, not a curated record. The coding region runs from base 423 to 2000 and encodes 525 amino acids. Lineage: Eukaryota; Metazoa; Arthropoda; Insecta; Hymenoptera; Formicidae. Gene Ontology annotation, cellular component: site of double-strand break. Gene Ontology annotation, molecular function: double-stranded DNA binding; flap-structured DNA binding; single-stranded DNA binding. Gene Ontology annotation, biological process: double-strand break repair via homologous recombination; DNA double-strand break processing involved in repair via single-strand annealing.